AUGCCCGUCCGCAUCCCCGCUGCCACUCGGACUGAGGUCUUCUGCAUGGGGGCAGGUGGCCUCAGCGCCUUCGCACCUUUCUACAUGAUCAUCCCUGGCGCCGAGGAGCGUGUCGCUCGCCAGACCACCAAGUGGGCGCCCAAAUGGGAGCGCAACAUCACCAUGUUCAAGUCUCCAGUUGAGCGUGGUGUUCAGCGGAUCUCGCCCCCGGUAGCCCGCACUGUUCAGAAGGUUGAGCACAAACUUCAUCUUGAACAGGCAGCACAGAAGACUGGCCGGGGUAUCUCGAAGAGCUUUGACAAGAUGGGUAUGAAGCACACCUGA
This is a messenger RNA of Podospora bellae-mahoneyi, 324 nucleotides long. RefSeq lists its product as uncharacterized. The record is from RefSeq and is a predicted model, not a curated record. The coding region runs from base 1 to 324 and encodes 107 amino acids. The transcript has a single exon. Lineage: Eukaryota; Fungi; Ascomycota; Sordariomycetes; Sordariales; Podosporaceae.